GCUCUGAACCUCUCCGUUCUGUGGAGUGUGGUGUUACGCUGAAGGCAGCUUGGCCAGCCUUCCUUGCAUGACACUGUGAAAGUCUGUAGUUUCGGGGGAGGGUGCAGCACACAAAGUAUAUCCACAUCUGCUCCAGGAAUCUCAGUGGCAUAGCAAGGCGAUCCCAGGCUGAGGAAAAGAGCUACGUGCAACUGGCUGCCUGCAGACCUGGGAAUGAGAUAUUGUCCUCAGUCAGUGAUGGUGGCCAGGGGGGAUUUCUGUGUGCUCUUCUCCAUGGUUUUGUUCAGCACCCAGGCCUUCCCACAGACAAAUAUUAAAAUCAGCCAAGCUAUGCCAGAGCCCAUUCAGUCCUACUCCUGCCCACUAUUCUGGACAGACUAUGAAGGAUACUGUUACAGAUACUUUCCCAUCAAUAAAACAUGGGCUGAAGCUGACCUGUAUUGUGCUGAGUUUUCCAUUGGCAUAAAAUCAGCCAAGUUAGCUUCCAUCCACAGCUGGGAAGAGAAUGUCUUUGUGUAUGACCUGGUGAACAGCCGUGUGCCUGGGAUACCAACUGAUAUCUGGAUGGGACUCAGUGAUCUAAGACAGGAAGGGCAUUUUGAAUGGACGGAUGGCACAUUGUAUGAUUAUAACUACUGGGAUGGCAACCAGCCAGAUGAUGGGAUCCACUCUAUUCCAGAAGAGGAAGAUUGUGUGCAGAUCUGGUACCGAUAUAACAGUGCGUUACGGUCAUGGAAUGACAACAGCUGCGGUAAAGAAUUCCCGUUUGUCUGCAAGAUUCCAUCGCUGGCAGUAGAUUAGCUCACUCCUGGGGUAACAGAACAACCACAGGCCACACUUUAAAAUACUGGAACAGCGUCUGUCUGACUGAGGACCUUCGUGAUGCCAGAGAGACAUUUUUAGUGGUUCAUAUAAUUGGGUAUAUGUCUGAGGCCAGCUGCUGUACCUAGACAAUACCUUACUCAACUUUUGCUUUUGUGCCCAAGCAGUGGCUGACCAAAGAGCACCGGUGAAUAGUAAAGCAAGUAGGACUGUUACAGUAUAUUUUUUAUGGUCUGGAAGCAAUUUCAAUAUCGCCUCCUUUGCCAGGGCUGUUGUGUGACCCAACAAAGAAUUUCAAAACCUAUAAACAUCAUUAAGCAAUGGAUGAAAAGGUGCAAGAAGGUGGCAAAAGUCUGACUGUCUGGGCCUCAUUCACAUAAGUGGACCCCACUGAUCUUUGCCUGUUGAACUGGGUUCAAAAUCUAUAAACCUCUCUCAUGUUAUGAUGAGCAGGUUGUAAUGCAGAAUACAUAUUCUGUCUCACUCCUCAACUCUGUUGAAAGAAGGGCUAUGCAGUCACACUAAGGGCCUAAUUUAGGUCUUAUUCAUACUAGAUGGUUUCAGUGGAGUUACUCUUCAUAAUUGGCACCUGAGCUCAGAAUCAGGCUUGAAAAUCUGUACCAGUGCCAUACAAAUAAAGUAGCACAGGGUAGAUAUUGAAGUCCAUGAUUAGAUCAUACUUACUUUUUACUCAGUUGAAAGGAGAUGGGAGUCAUGCUUGAAGGGACACCAUGUAAAAGCUGAGUUAGGAAUUUCAUAUUUGAGCUUCUAUUUGGAUUUAAGCAUAUCAACCUGUUUUAUGAGAGAUCCAUUACAUUAUUACAAACACUAAAAGCUGGAAUCAUAAAGUAAUAGCUGACUGAAGUGGUUUUGCCCAAGGGAAUUGGGGUGUGGAUCAUUUUCUGCUAAGUUUGGCAGAAAAUGUGGCAUUUUUCUGAAGUCCCCCCCACCAAA
This is a messenger RNA of Gavialis gangeticus (Gharial), 1776 nucleotides long. RefSeq names its product C-type lectin domain family 19 member A (gene CLEC19A). Lineage: Eukaryota; Metazoa; Chordata; Crocodylia; Gavialidae. The record is from RefSeq and is a predicted model, not a curated record. Gene Ontology annotation, molecular function: signaling receptor activity. Bases 214 to 801 code for a protein of 195 amino acids. The transcript has 5 exons.